AUGACGGACUUCAACUAUAUCGCAUCUCCUCUGACGGCCACCGCGGUUGCAUCUGUCGAUCACGAGCACCCUUUUGACGACGAGCUCGCUGCCACGCAACAAUCCAUUCUCGAAGAACUGCAUACAAUAAGCGAGGAAGCGCUCAUGGGCAAUGCAAAUCAACACGGUAGCCUGGUCGAGAGCUGUCCAGACGACCAUCGUAUGGAUGUCAUGAUCGACCACCAACAAGCAGAGUCCGUUGACGGCGACACGAGCACUCGCGAACUCCUCGAUAGCCGGACGAUACUUCGGCGGUAUGCAGAGCCAUCAGAGAUCUGGACCCCGCAAAAGGUGACGACUCCGUCUCCAUCGGCUUCCCAAACAAUAGAACCAAGUGGGCCUGCACCGUCAUCACCUGCCCCAGCUCUACUGGAGACGGAAGUCAAGACCUCAGUCGCGGACUCAAUCGCAGAAUCACACACAGUGACGAAUGGAGCUGUAGGGUCGGGAUCGUCGAUCGAGACGCAGUGCAUGGCUACCGUAGCGGCCUUGGAGCUGCUUCCACCUCAGCCAAGCCAUCCGGGUCUCACGCACCUUUCAGAGAGCGUCGAUGCAGCGCCCCAUGCUGGUCUGGAGAUAUCGCACCUUGACACCAGCCAUUUCGACGCCGAGGUCGAACUCACUCAUACCGACUUGUUCGACGGUAUCGAAGCAGACGCUUUUGACGACAUUGAGCUCAGCCCACCCACUCGCAGAGCGGCUGUCUUGCCUUUACAGGAAGGUAACCAUGCCCUGCCAGCAUCUCCGACACGGUCCAGGAACCAAAUGUCCGUUCAGUCGCUGGAAAGCGCAGACAAUGCUUCAGAAACAAAUGACGCUACCGAUGCCGAACUACCGCAAAUACCAGCGCCUAGUCAAAUGGCCUCCUUCCUCGAUCCUACUUUUGUCGGUUUCGUGACCGGCAAGGACAGGAAGCAGAUCAAGCUAAGCGAUAAAGCGCUCCAAGCCGCACGCAAGCUCAUGCUCGAGAUCGAAGAGUCUUCUGACCUGCUUCCGCCUGCAACAGCUUCUCAACCAUCACCGCACAGACGCGUUCAGAUGACCGAUGCGUCUUCACUAAUGACACAGCAUCCUGGGGAUGGCCCGCCGGCACAUUCGAUGCUUGACCGAGCACCGAUGCAGGAGAUCAUGCCAAGGCAGGACGGCACUGCUCUCAACGGAAGCGACUCAUUUCCAGCCGAGAGAAAAGGCAAGGCUGUGGUGGUUCAGAGGGUCUCAGACGCCCAAGCGGCGGCCGCAGCCAGCCAAAUGUAUCAUCCUCCAUUUGAAACGCCAAAGCCAACACGGAGCAGUCUUCUUUCCACAAGCCAGAGCAUGGCCAGCCCAAUGCGCGCUCCUGCUGUUGCUUCCGGUUCGCGCUUCUCCACGCCACAACCAAGCAAACGCAUUUCGCUCGGCGUGUCACCCAGAGUCCAGCUUGGCGGCAGCAGUACAGGGAGGAAGAGGUCGCUACCACGAUUCGUCCCCCCAUUCAUCGGCGGCAAACGUCCUCGUGGCGAGGACCUGCAAGAUCCAGCGUCGCCCUUACGUAGACAGAAUGAUGCUGUCGGUGCUGUCAACCAGGUUCUGGGGCAGGCAUCGACGUAUCCUCCGACGCGAACAAAGGAGACCGUCACCUCAAAGGGGCCCGCUGUCUUUGAGAUGCAGUCGAACGGCCCUCGUCACAAGCUAGCAGAGUUUGGAAGGCCAGAGUACUAUUCGUCGAUGCAGAUGAUCGCCAAAGGCGUUCCUGACGAGGUGCUCGUUAUCCUGAACGACGCUUCUCGAGCUGCCCAAUACGCUUUCGAGGCGCCAAACGGCACGUUGCUGAUGCAGAAGCAGGCUUUUGAAGAGCUGCGGGCAAGAGGGUGCUCGAACGUCGAGAUGUCGUGGGUUCAGAACCACUGGACGCUCAUCCUGUGGAAACUUGCGGCCAUGGUCCGUUUCGAGCCAAGCAGUGCCCCAGAGCGCUGGAGUUGGACCGAGCUCAUUCGUCAGCUUCUCUACCGCUACGAGCGCGAAAUUCACCUGGCCCAGCGCUCGUGUCUCAAGCGGAUUCAGGAGCGUGACUCUUCCGCAGCGAGGCCGAUGGUGCUCUUUGUUUCCAAGAUAUUUGAAGAGGACACAGAAGUGCUGGACCGGUCGGGCGCGAUGGUGCCUUGCAAAACAACCAUCUUGGAGCUUUCAGACGGGUGGUAUCGCAUCCAAGCCACGAUCGACUCCGUCUUGACGAAUGCGUGUCAACGUGGACGCCUCCGCAUUGGACAGAAGCUUGCGAUUACGGGUGCAAUGCUUGAUACUAAGGGCGAAGGCAAAGACGUGCUUAGCGCGUAUCACAUGUCGAACCUCGCUCUCGCCGCCAACUCGGUGUCGCUAGCACGCUGGGAUGCCAAGCUCGGAUUUGCAUCCAGGCCCUUUUGUGCUAGUGCCCGCAGUCUCUCUCCUGAAGGGGGGCUGGUGUCCUUGAUGGAUGUGGUGAUCGACAAGGUCUUUCCACGCGCUUACGUCGAUGUUGAUCGCUCCGCACCAAGCGCUGGAGCACCACGCGGCGAGCAGGAAGAAGCGGAGGAACGCGAAGCUUAUAACCAGAGACGCGAAGACGCCAUCCAACGACUUGAGCUUGAGAUGGAGGCCGAGAAUAGGCGACUCUACGACCUGGUAGAGGCGCUAAGCUAUCUGACGGGCGACUCAUUCCUGCCCACCAUCCCAGACGAUCCGAACGGCCGGCUGGAAGCGUUGGCGAACCAGCUGUUCGAACAGCUUAUAGCACAGCCGAAUCCGGCAGCAGCGGUGAACGAGAAGGUGGUAGCAGCGGGGCACAAGGUUCUGGUGCCGUGGCUGCAUAAUUUCGCCAAGAGCGCGAUUCUGAACGAGGAUGGCUUGACGGGGUCGAGGAUGAUCGCCAAACUGGACGAAAUGUGUCCUCCUCGCAAAGUGCGCGAGUUUCGGGUGGUGCGACUCAAAGAUGCACGCCUGCCACCACCGGUACCACAAGCGCCUGGUUCAGCAGGAACAGCGCAGCAAGCUGGCAACCCUGGCGCGAGGCUCCAGAAGAGGAAUCCGCACGCUCGGACGGUGAAGCUCAAUGUUUGGGAUGCAGCGGAGCUUGGCGACGAGCUGCGGGAGGGCAGGCGCUUCUUGGUAACCAAUUUGGUUCCGGCUUCGAAAAGCGCUUGGAGGAAGCCGGACGAUGAAGGUGAUAUCUUUUUGUCGACGAGACGCGAUACAAAGUGGCGGGCUUUGUCCUAG
Messenger RNA from Sporisorium graminicola, 3267 nucleotides. RefSeq lists its product as uncharacterized. NCBI's taxonomy places the organism in Eukaryota, Fungi, Basidiomycota, Ustilaginomycetes, Ustilaginales, Ustilaginaceae. The record is from RefSeq and is a predicted model, not a curated record. Gene Ontology annotation, biological process: regulation of DNA-templated transcription; double-strand break repair via homologous recombination. Bases 1 to 3267 code for a protein of 1088 amino acids. The transcript has a single exon.